Messenger RNA from Meriones unguiculatus (Mongolian gerbil), 880 nucleotides. Its product is annotated as homeobox protein H90-like. The transcript is spliced from 2 exons. Gene Ontology annotation, molecular function: RNA polymerase II cis-regulatory region sequence-specific DNA binding; DNA-binding transcription factor activity, RNA polymerase II-specific. The record is from RefSeq and is a predicted model, not a curated record. The coding region runs from base 280 to 639 and encodes 119 amino acids. Gene Ontology annotation, cellular component: nucleus. Lineage: Eukaryota; Metazoa; Chordata; Mammalia; Rodentia; Muridae. Gene Ontology annotation, biological process: regulation of transcription by RNA polymerase II.
CUCCCUCUCUCUCUCUCUCUCUCUCUCUCUCUCUCUCUCCCCCAUGGACGGAGAGGCCGAGCCCUUCUUCGAGGCCUCCUGGGCCUUCCCGGGGCCCGAGUUCGAGGCCCCUCCCUCGUCCUGCCUGUGGGAGGGCGGGCAGCCUCCCCCCCACCCUCCUCCCCACCCUCCUCCCCACCUCGCCCCGUGCUCCCUGGACCCCCCCGGCCUCCAGCCCCCCAGCUCGGGGUCCCCCCGCCGCCCCCGCCCGGGCGCCCCGAGGAGCCGCCCUUUGCCUGGAUGAGGAGCAGCAAAGGCCCCGCGUGGAGCGGCCAGUGGGCAGCCCCCGGCCGCAGGACUCGAACCCUGUACACGCGGGCGCAGCGCCUGGAGCUGGAGAAGGAAUUCCUCUUCAGCCGCUACAUCUCGCGGCCGCGGCGCGUGGAGCUCGCUCGCUCGCUCAGCCUCACCGAGAAGCACGUCAAGGUCUGGUUCCAGAACCGGCGCAUGCGCUGGAAGAGGGAGGAGGGCGCGCGGGGGAGGGGCCCCGGGGAGGACGGCGGAGCCGCGGCAUCACCGUCCUCCUCCUCGGCCGCCGGCGCUCCUCCCUCUCCUCCUCCUCCUCUGCUUCCUCCUCCUCCUACCGGGGAACCGCUGUGAGGGGGUCGCGGGCUCCUCCCCCUCCUCCUCCUCCUCCUCCUCCUUCUCCUCCUCCUCCUCCCCCUCCUUCUCCUCCUUCUCCUCCUCCUCCUCCUCCUUCUCCUUCUCUUCCUCCUCCUCCCCCUCCUCCUCCUCCUUCUCCUCCUCCUCCCCCUCCUCCUCCUCCUCCUUCUCCCCCUCCUCCUCCUCCUCCUUCUCCUCCUCCUUCUCCUCCUCCUCCUCCUCCUUCUCCUCCUCCUUC